This is a messenger RNA of Pipistrellus nathusii (Nathusius's pipistrelle), 3252 nucleotides long. Lineage: Eukaryota; Metazoa; Chordata; Mammalia; Chiroptera; Vespertilionidae. The record is from the annotation of a GenBank genome assembly.
AUGCCCACCAACUUCACCGUGGUGCCCGUGGAGGCGCGGGCGGACGGCGACCAGGACGAGGCGGCCGAGCUGAGCGAGGCGCCGGGCGCCCCCGAGGGCCACGAGCCCAACGGCUCGAGCCGGGGAGAUGGACAGUCGAGAGAGAGCAGCCCCAUCAUUAACAAUGGCGACAUGGAGCGGGAGAGCUUCUUUGAAGGAAAGAACAUGGCGCUUUUUGAGGAGGAAAUGGACAGUAACCCCAUGGUGUCCUCACUCCUCAACAAGCUGGCCAACUACACCAACCUGAGCCAGGGCGUGGUGGAGCACGAGGAGGCCGAGGAGAGCCGAAGGCGAGAGGUCAAGAACCCAGGCAUGGGCACCUUCAUCGGAGUCUACCUGCCCUGCCUGCAGAACAUCCUCGGCGUGAUCCUCUUCCUGCGCCUGACGUGGAUCGUGGGCGUGGCCGGCGUCCUGGAGUCCUUCCUCAUCGUGUUCAUGUGCUGCACCUGCACGAUGCUGACGGCCAUCUCCAUGAGUGCGAUUGCCACCAAUGGCGUGGUCCCAGCUGGUGGCUCCUAUUACAUGAUAUCACGUUCCCUGGGGCCGGAGUUUGGGGGGGCCGUAGGCCUCUGCUUCUAUCUGGGUACGACCUUCGCAGGGGCCAUGUACAUUUUGGGGACCAUUGAGAUUUUUCUGACCUACAUCUCCCCUGGCGCGUCCAUCAUCCACGCCCAGUCGCCGGAGGGCGAGGCGGUGGCCAUGCUGCACAACAUGAGGGUGUAUGGGACAUGCACCCUGGCCCUCAUGGCCAUGGUGGUCUUCGUGGGCGUCAAGUACGUCAACAAGCUGGCCCUGGUGUUCCUGGCCUGCGUGGUGCUGUCCAUCCUCGCCAUCUACGCCGGCGUCAUCAAGUCGGCCUUCGACCCGCCCGACAUCCCGGUCUGUCUGCUUGGGAACCGCACGUUAUCGAGACGCAACUUCGACGUCUGUGCCAAAGUCUCCACCAACAACAAUGGCACGGUGACCACCGCGCUCUGGGGCCUCUUCUGCAACAACUCCAUGCCCAACGCCAUCUGCGACGAGUACUUUGCCCAGAACAACCUCACGGAGAUUCAGGGAAUCCCCGGCGUGGCCAGCGGCGUCUUCCUGGAUAACCUGUGGAGUGUGUACACGGACAAAGGCGUGUUUGUGGAGAAGCAGGGCACGCCCUCGGUCCCGGUGCCAGAGGAGAGCAGAAACAGCAAGCUGCCCUACGUGCUCACCGACAUCAUGACCUACUUCACCAUGCUGGUCGGCAUCUACUUUCCCUCCGUGACGGGCAUCAUGGCGGGCUCGAACCGAUCUGGAGACCUCAGGGACGCCCAGAAGUCGAUCCCCACCGGGACCAUCCUGGCCAUUGUGACCACAUCUUUCAUCUACCUCUCCUGCAUCAUGCUCUUUGGGGCCUGCAUCGAAGGCGUGAUCUUGCGAGAUAAGUUCGGGGAGGCCCUGCAGGGGAACCUGGUCAUCGGCAUGCUGGCCUGGCCGUCGCCCUGGGUCAUCGUCAUCGGCUCCUUCUUCUCCACCUGCGGUGCUGGCCUGCAGAGCCUGACGGGGGCGCCGCGCCUGCUGCAGGCCAUCGCCCGCGACGGCAUCGUCCCCUUCCUCCAGGUGUUUGGCCACGGGAAGGCCAACGGGGAGCCCACGUGGGCCCUGCUUCUCACGGCCCUCAUCUGUGAGAUCGGCAUCCUCAUCGCUUCCCUGGACAGUGUGGCCCCCAUCCUUUCCAUGUUCUUCCUCAUGUGCUACAUGUUUGUGAACCUGGCGUGCGCUGUGCAGACCCUCCUGCGCACCCCCAAUUGGCGCCCACGCUUCAGAUACUACCACUGGACGCUGUCCUUCCUGGGCAUGAGCCUGUGCCUGGCACUGAUGUUCAUCUGCUCCUGGUACUAUGCCCUGUUCGCCAUGCUCAUCGCCGGCUGUAUCUACAAGUACAUCGAGUACCGAGGGGCCGAGAAGGAGUGGGGCGAUGGCAUCAGGGGGCUGUCGCUCAAUGCUGCCCGCUACGCCCUGCUGCGUGUGGAACACGGCACCCUCCACACCAAGAACUGGAGGCCCCAGGUGCUGGUGAUGUUGAACCUGGACUCCGAACAGUGUGUGAAGCACCCCCGCCUGCUGUCCUUCACCACGCAGCUCAAGGCUGGCAAGGGCCUCACCAUCGUGGGCUCUGUGCUGGAGGGGACCUACCUGGACAAGCACGCUGAAGCCCAGCAGGCUGAGGAGAACAUCCGAUCCCUGAUGGGCACCGAGAAGACCAAAGGCUUCUGCCAGCUGGUGGUGUCCUCCAACCUGCGGGACGGCAUGUCCCACCUGAUCCAGUCGGCCGGCCUGGGGGGCAUGAAGCACAACACGGUGCUCAUGGCCUGGCCCGAGUCCUGGAAGGAGGAGGACAACCCUUUCUCCUGGAAGAACUUUGUUGACACCGUUCGCGACACCACGGCGGCGCAGCAGGCCCUGCUGGUGGCCAAAAACGUGGACCUGUUCCCGCAAAACCAGGAGCGCUUCAGCGAUGGGCACAUCGACGUGUGGUGGAUCGUACACGACGGGGGCCUGCUAAUGCUGCUGCCCUUCCUGCUGCGGCAGCACAAGGUGUGGAGGAAGUGCCGGAUGCGCAUCUUCACGGUCGCGCAGGUGGACGACAACAGCAUUCAGAUGAAGAAGGACCUGCAGACGUUCCUGUACCACCUGCGGAUCAGCGCGGAGGUGGAGGUGGUGGAGAUGGUUGAGAACGAUAUCUCCGCCUUCACCUAUGAGAAGACGCUGGUCAUGGAGCAGAGGAGCCAGAUGCUGAAGCAGAUGCAGCUGUCCAAGACGGAGCGGGAGAGGGAGGCUCAGCUAAUUCACGACCGGAACACCGCAUCCCAUUCUGUGGUGGCCGCCAGGACCCGCGCCCCUGCCACACCCGACAAAGUGCAGAUGACCUGGACGAAGGAGAAGCUGAUCGCCGAGAAGCUGAAGAACAAAGAUGCCAACAUGUCCGGGUUCAAAGACCUCUUCAGCCUGAAGCCGAACCAGUCCAACGUCAGGAGGAUGCACACGGCGGUGAAGCUCAACGGUGUCGUCCUGAACAAGUCCCAGGAUGCCCAGCUGGUCCUGCUGAACAUGCCGGGGCCCCCCAAAAACCGGCAGGGGGAUGAGAACUAUAUGGAGUUCCUCGAGGUCCUGACCGAGGGGCUGAACAGGGUGCUCCUGGUCCGGGGCAGCGGCCGGGAGGUGAUCACCAUCUACUCCUAA